This is a messenger RNA of Pelodiscus sinensis (Chinese soft-shelled turtle), 5340 nucleotides long. The record is from RefSeq and is a predicted model, not a curated record. NCBI's taxonomy places the organism in Eukaryota, Metazoa, Chordata, Testudines, Trionychidae.
UGUCUUCUCUACCCAAACAUACCUAUCUCUUGCCCCUCACAUUUGAAUCAGGUAGCUUCAAGCAUCAGGCUACCUGUAUGCAAUCAGGGAAAGUGUCAAGAGCACAGGACAAACAGUCACUUCAAGUGCUGUCCCCUCAUUUACUGAAUGAGGCAUAGUCAUGUGGAAGAAACAGUAUGUGAUCAUGUGAUUAUUUAUCAGACUCCAUACACACAAGGGGACAAAUGAGGGUAGCGUGGUUAUUAAUAUUUGAGUGUUUGAUUUUACAUCAUCAUAUUGUAAUUUUAAUAUGGUUUUAUGUAUAUAGUUCACAAGUUUUUUAAAAGAAAAGAUUUGUGCUUUAUCAUAUGCAAGAACCUUCCAUUAUUAGUGAUCAGCACAGUUUGACUUGAGAGCUUCAGCACCACAGCAAGACAGAUGUCUGUUACCUCAACAAAAGGAGAAACUAUACUAGGUUAUAGCAGAUUUGGGCCUCUAAAGUAGGCAGGUCCAUGAUCAUGGGGAGUCCAAAACCUGCUUCUUGUUUUUUUAAUGUUCUCCUGAACAGAAACUGAAGAUCUUUAAUUGGAUCAGUGGCAGUUAUUUUCUAUUGGUCACUACAAGCAUUUUUACUCAUAUCUGGAUGUCAUGGUUUAUGUGACAGAGUUGGUCUACACUGCAAAGCAGAGAUUUUCCAUGGAAAAACUGAAAUUCCUCUGCCAAUGAGAAUUCAUAGAAGUGAACAUAACUGAUGAUUGCACGGUUCUGAAAUCUUCAGUUGGAAUGCCAGUCUCCAUCAAUAUGGGAUGCAUCUCUGCAACCAAAACCAGAGUGAAAACCAAAGGAAGAGAUCCAGAGAGAAAAAAAGUCACAAAUAACUCAUCAGAGGAAUCUCUUGACUGAGUAGUUACUGAUCAAUAAUGGUGGGUCUGAACCCUGCGUUGAAAUAUUCGAGCAACCCAGGCAAAGAGGCAUGCGUUUCAGGUACAAAUGUGAAGGACGAUCAGCAGGCAGCAUUCCAGGAGAACGUAGUACUGACAGCAAUAAGACAUAUCCCUCUAUAGAGGUUCUAAACUUUGAUGGUAAAGUGAAAGUAAGGAUUACAUUAGUAACAAAGAAUGAGCCCUACAAGCCACACCCUCAUGACCUGGUUGGGAAAGACUGUAGGGAUGGCUACUAUGAAGCAGAGUUUGGACGAGAUCGUAGAGUCCUAUCUUUUCAGAAUUUGGGCAUUCAGUGCGUUAAAAAGAGAGACCUGAAAGAAUCAAUCUGUUCACGUAUUGCAAGAAAGAUCAAUCCAUUCAGUGUGCCCGAAGAACAGCUGCACAGUGUCGAUGAGUAUGACCUCAAUGUCGUGAGACUCUGCUUUCAGGUGUUCCUCCCUGAUGAACAUGGCAAUUGCGCGUUACCACUUCCUCCCGUUGUCUCCAACCCUAUUUAUGAUAACCGCGCUCCCAACACAGCAGAAUUGAGAAUCUGUCGCGUGAACAAGAACUGUGGAAGCGUAAAAGGAGGAGAUGAAAUAUUUCUACUGUGUGACAAGGUUCAAAAAGAUGAUAUAGAAGUCAGAUUUGUCUUGAAUGACUGGGAAGCCAAAGGUAGUUUCUCACAAGCUGAUGUACAUCGUCAAGUAGCAAUUGUAUUCAAAACUCCACCAUUUUACAAAGACAUCACUGAACCAGUUACAGUAAAGAUGCAGUUGCGAAGACCCUCUGACCAGGAAGUCAGUGAGCCAAUGGAUUUCAGAUAUCUACCAGAUGAAAAAGAUCCUUAUGGUAACAAAGCAAAAAGGCAAAGACAAGUAUCAGCAUUGACUUUUCAAAAGCUCAUGCAGGAAUAUGGUCCCAAUGCAUCCGAGAGGCCUAAAGCUGCUCCAUUCCGGUCUAUCACUGGCGAAGGGAGGAUAAUUAAGAAAGAACCAACUAUAUUUUCUCAAACUGCACCGAUUAUGCCUCUGCAGAGAACUCCUGUAAGCACCAGUCAAAUUCAGUCUUACUAUUCCUCACCCACAUGCAAUUCAAAUCCAAACCCACAUCUGUCUACAAAUGUGCAGGCCAUGGGACAGGUUAAGCAUGAUGAAGAUCUUACUUCAUGUUGGCAUUCCCUGUGUUCCCCUUCAUCAGGCAACACAGUUAAUACACACCCACCAAACAGUUUUGUGAUGGAUGCUCUUCACCCUAACCCACAAAACAACAGUUCUCUUUCAGCUCUUCAUGAUAACGUUCUGAACUGGACUGAUCAGAAGGAAAUAGACUUCUAUAGAAAUUUCACCAGCACAAAUGGGUUAGGAACAUCAUCGAUGUCACAGCAAGACAUGCAGAAUGUCUCUGAUAGCAGCAUUAUGCAUCAGGUUCACACCAUAAGCGUCACAGCUCCCUGCAUAGAUAACAUGGAGACUGAUGAAAUAGGAUGCAUGAGCCUGAAUGUAGAAAAGGCAUCAUUUAAUCAAGUUUUAAAUCCAAGUGAUCACAGGAGGCAAAUCCAUCAAGUACCUUCUAACAGUACAUCUUUAGCAGCUUCUUGUAGCUCAUCUUUUAGUUCACAGUCCAAUGCAUUUCAUUCAGCAGGUUUUGGUUUCUUAGACCCUCAAACUGUGAAUGAAUCAAGCUCACCCAGCAAUCUUAUUCAGAAUAAUCAAAAUAGUUCUUCCAAUAGCCAGUACUAUACAGAUGGGACCGAAGGUGAAGAGUAUUUUAGCACCUUUGGAGUCCCUUUGGAAGCUUUAUUGCAGAAUUUCAACCAGUGAGUUUGUUUUGCUGUCAGUCUGAAAAACAGUAUCCAAGUUUCUCUAAUGGCCAAAGACGGACAACAAACAAUUGAUAUGCAAUGGAAUACUGGUAUUCACAGUUACUGCCAUGGAAGCUUAACUUUUCCUCUCAGAAUGUUCCUUAGAGCAAUCUACUAUGCACAAUUUCAUUCUAUAAAUUCGGGUGGCUGAUCAAGGGUUGGAUGCCACAUUAAAGGCAGUGUUAGGGAAUAGAGUUUGGGAAUUUUGUACACCAAAACAAUCUCAUUUUUUUACAUUGUUGGAAAUGGGUAGAGAAGCAAUUGCUAAGCGCUAAAGACCUCCUGCUCUCAGUGGAAACUCACCCAUGGAAAACUGGUAUCUUCAGAGCAGCCAAGAUUAUAUAAUUCAAAUAGUUGGAAACAAAAACAAACAGUUGUUUCUCCUUACAGAACUAGGAAUUGUCCUACAGGUACUCAGCAAUGGUCUAUGUAAUUUUCUUAAUAUUUUAUUUUUACCCAAUCUUUUUGGGUAAGCGCUAUCUCAACAUUUUUUUAUAUAUAUAUAUGUAUGUAUGUAUGUACAUUUUUUAUUGGUAAACUUAGCUUAUGCACUGACCUUUUUCACAUUUAUAUGUUUAUUCCAUUUGCUUGGAAAGCAAAUUUAUUCUUAAAGGGUAAUGACUAUGUCAUUGUUAGGUCUAUUUAAAAAUAUUACAAUUUUCGCUGGAGUUCUUAAAUAGUGCAGCUAUGGCGUGACAUGAAUUAUUGAACAAAGGAGAAAACCAUUUUGCACUCGUCUCAGAGUAGUUUUUUGUGUUUUUUUUUUACUAUAAAGUACUGGAUGCUUUAUGAAUGGUAGCAUGGUUUUGGUACUGUAAGGAAUACACUUUGGGGGGUUAUAUGUGUUUAUUAUGAAUUACAUAAAAUAGGUCAGAUGACUUUGGGUUGUCAAGAAGCUGGCUUUCCAAACUAAAACAAUUGAGAAUCUCCUUGCAUGGAAGAAUUCUGGCUGACACAAAGCUACCACAGCAACCUCUAUACUUUCUACUUUUGCUUCAGGAAUCAUGGGGGGAGGGAGAAUGUGUGGCCAAAGCAUAUUUUGCACUGGCCUUGCAGAGGUGUUCCACUCAGUGCUAAUUAGGAACCCCAUCUACACCCCCAAAUCAGGGGCUAUGCUUUACCCCCUUAGCUCCAUGGGUUAUCAAGCAUAACUCAGGCACAUGUAAGGAUCUAGCCCAUAAUGUUCAUAUUUCUGUAUGUUGUUAGGUUUUGAGAUUUUGUUUUCAUCCAAAAAAAGUUCUCUAAUCUGAUUCAUUCACUUUUUUUUAAGCUAUUCAGUCUUAUUGACUGGCAAAGACAUCACUAAACUUUUAAAAACUCGUAUGAGUCAAUAUUGCCAUCUGGCAGCUUAAUUGACUGGAGAACAGAUCUCGUUAACUCCCAGAUGCAAUAAUAAAUCUCAUUCAGAACAAUAAUUUAAAGGGUAUGGAUCCCUUCAAAAUGUUUUAGGUGUCCCACAAACGAAGAAAGGUUGAAAACCACUGGCAUAGGUGACUAUGCGCCUUCAAUCGUAAUGCUCAGUACAGGGCAAGAUUGUGUAUGAAUUUCUGCAGAUGUUUUUGAAUUGUAUUAUAUAUACACACUUGAAGUUGGACAGGUGCUUCCUAUAAAUCUAACAUGAAAGGCGCUGCACUGUACAAGUCUACAGCAUUUUUUUAAAUAGUUUUAAAAUAAGUCAAGGGACCAAGCAACAUUUUUCAUGUUAUUUAUAAGCAAACAGAGCCUGACUGAGGAAACAAACAUAGAGCUCAGAAUAAAGCUUGAAAUGUCUGUUCAAUUUCUUUAAAGUUCUCAGUUCACUUACUGUUUUAAAUGUCAACAUUCUAGAAAUUUUUUUACUUUAAAAAUUAUUGGGUACAUUUUGUUGUAUUCUGUAUAAUUAAAUAUUUUAAUUCACCUCUGUUUUCUUUUUUGGCUCCAAGCUGGUUUGUGUUUAUACUUUAUUCCCAUAGACAAUUCAAGAACAUUAGGGGACAUAAAGAUCUGAUCUUAACACUUACUUAGCCCUUCCAGCCACUUGACUUAAAUGAAGCUAUUCCUGCCUGUAAGGAAGGAUGACUCCUGGCAGGCCCCGAAAGCUUAAAUCAGCUUGAAAGAAACCGCUUUUGUUCAUAUUAGGAAAUUUGUUUUUAAGGCAUUUCCCACUGUUGUUGAUUGUUGGCAAGUGGUAAACCUAAAGCAAUUUAUACUCUUAGCAUCUCUACAUAGUUUUUGCGCUGACUGGCUAAAUGGAUAGAAAAACAGAUUUAUUAAAAUCUGUGCAUCCUCUCCCUGCCCAGUGUGGAGGCACUGGUGUAAAGAUGUUUGUUGGUAUAGCUAUAAGAAUGAAUACCUUAACUAACUCUACCAAUGUAAUUAGAUCAGCACAAAAUCUCUGUGUAGACAAGGCCAAAGGCCUAUUUUUUGGCAGGGGCUCAGUUACUGAGUACCCUACUUGACACCUUGAAGAAGCCUGAGUUUUGGAGGGCAGCUGUUGUUUGAAGUGUAAGGACCAGGGGACAUUUUUAUUACAGUACAGGUUGAAACUAUCUAGUCCAGCACCCUUGAGACCUGAUGGAUGCCAAACCAGAGAAU